AGGCUACAGUGUAACAUGGCAACAGACUGUCAACAAAUCGAGGGAAAUGAGCUGACAAUUAAUACAGGGAAAUAAAUUGUUGACAUGAGGAGCAUGACGCAUCAGCUGUUGGAUGGUGGAGAAAGACAACAUAAAGGUCACGUUCCCCGCCUAGAUGACAAAUAAUGUCGGCCAUAUCAGUCUUUACCGACGCACCCAGAGCUCCGCUUAAACAAGAGACAAGGAUCCUAUCAGACUUCAAGAGAGACGCUCACCCCGAGAAGGUGUACCUUGCAGGACGUGAGUACCUAAGUGAAGAUGGGCACUCCAGAAUGCUUCCCCUGGUAUGGAAAAUAAAGCAACAAAUCGGCUCAGAUCCUACCCUCACCCCUGAGUAUCUCUCUGCUCUUGGUCUCUCCGAGUUCUCCAAACGAGUGGUGGAGCUCGCCCUGGGCAAAGACAGUCCUGCCAUAGUGGAAAACAGGGUGCUCGGCACGCAGACGGUGGGCUGCACAGGAGCUGUGAGGCUGGGGGCAGAGCUGCUGCGUCGCUGGUGCAACCGCACUGCGUCCUGGUGUGGACCCAUCCUGCUGCCCUCUCCCUGUGAUGACUCGCUCGCUGGGACGUUUGAGGCGGCGGGCUUCGCGGACGUGCGCUCCUACCGCAACUGGGACGCGAAGAGCCUGGGCGUGAGCGUGGAGGAGCUGUGUAAGGACCUGGCGGAGGUUCCGGAGCAGAGCGUGGUGGUGUUCUCUUGCCCCGGACACUACCCCACGGGGGCAGAGCUCACCACCGACGACUGGAAGCUCGUGGCGGAGCUCAUGAUGAAGCGAAGGCUAUUCCCAUUCUUCCUGAUGUCGGAGCAAGGCUUGUGCAAGAGCCUGGACAGGGAUGCCUGGCCCGUACGCCACUGUGUGUCCCUAGGCAUGGAGGUCAUGUGUGCCCAGUCCCUCUGCCACACACUGGGCCUGUAUGGUGAGCAGGUGGGCCACCUCCUGUGUGUGCUGAAGCAGAACUCCUUCCUGCUGCCAGUGCAGUCCCAGCUGGAGCGGCUGGUCCACUCGCUCUGGUCCUCUCCGCCAACAGAUGGAGCCCGUGUCGCGGCCACCGUCCUCAGUAACCCUGCAUACCUCGCCGAGUGGCAGGAGGGGCUUCGUGGGUGCGUGGAGCGGUGCAUGUUGAACCGAGAGCAGCUGAGGGAGAAGCUGAGGCUUCUGGGAUGUCCAGGGCAGUGGGACCACCUGACCAAUCAGACCGGCCUCUACUGCUGCACGGGUCUCAAUGGCCGCCAGGUGGAGUUUCUGAGCAGGAGGAGGCACGUGUACAUCAUGCCCGAUGGCUGCCUGAACAUCAGUGCAAUCAACAGCCGCAACAUAGACUAUGUGGCAGAAUCCAUUCAUUUAGCUCUGACCGCCCUUUGAUUAGUGGAGACAGGACAUGCUUUAAUUUAUAUAUAUACGGUAUAUAAUAUUUAGACGGAAAGACUUUAUUGGAGAUUAUUGAAGAAUACAUUGAGUCUGUUCAUUGUUUUAUCCCAUGAAACACCUUUGAGUUUCACUUUUCA
Engraulis encrasicolus (European anchovy) is the source of this 1543-nucleotide messenger RNA. RefSeq names its product glutamic-oxaloacetic transaminase 1 like 1 (gene got1l1). Bases 165 to 1400 code for a protein of 411 amino acids. The record is from RefSeq and is a predicted model, not a curated record. Gene Ontology annotation, molecular function: pyridoxal phosphate binding; L-aspartate:2-oxoglutarate transaminase activity. Gene Ontology annotation, biological process: L-aspartate biosynthetic process. Gene Ontology annotation, cellular component: cytosol. Lineage: Eukaryota; Metazoa; Chordata; Actinopteri; Clupeiformes; Engraulidae. The transcript is spliced from 8 exons.